Molecule: messenger RNA, 1477 nt
Organism: Prionailurus viverrinus (fishing cat)
Lineage: Eukaryota; Metazoa; Chordata; Mammalia; Carnivora; Felidae
Gene: HABP4
Product: hyaluronan binding protein 4
Exons: 8
Coding region: 94-1359 (421 amino acids)
Biological process (GO): positive regulation of translational initiation; positive regulation of RNA splicing
Cellular component (GO): nucleus; cytoplasm
Molecular function (GO): RNA binding
Source: RefSeq, a predicted model, not a curated record
GGUAGCAGCGGGCGGGAUGGGUCCUCGCCGCCGGUUUUGCUGAGACUCGCUCGCGUGGGGUGCCAGCGGCGGGCCCGCAGUGGCCGCGGCGGCAUGAAGGGCGCUCUGGGGAGCCCCGUGGCCGCGGCCGCCGCAGGCGCCGCGAUGCAGGAGAGUUUCGGCUGCGUCGUGGCCAACCGCUUCCACCAGCUGCUGGACGACGAGUCGGACCCGUUCGACAUCCUGCGCGAGGCCGAGCACCGGCGCCAGCAGCAGCUGCAGCGCAAGAGGCGCGACGAGGCAGCGGCGGCGGCCGGGGCCGGCAACCGCGGCGGCAGGAGUCCGGCCGGGGCCUCGGGCCACAGACCUGGCGCGGGCGGCGGCCGGAGGGAGUCCCAGAAGGAGCGCAAGAGCCUCCCGGCCCCUGGCGCGCAGCAGCCGGACAGCCCCGGGGGCGGCCCGCUGCCACCCGGUACGCGCGCCCCGCCGGGCACCUGGGCACCCCCGGGCCAGAAGCGAGCUCCUAGAAGAGGGGAGCAGCAGGGAUGGAAUGACAGCCGGGGGACGGAGGUGACACUUGACAGAGCAGAGCGGAGAUCCUACAGGGAAUAUCGACCCUAUGAGAGCGAGAGACAGGCAGACUUUACAUCUGAGAAGUUCACGGAUGAAAAACCCAUUGACAGGUUUGAUCGAGACAGACCACUGAGAGGCCGUGGAGGCCCAAGGGGGGCCAUGCGAAGCCGAGGCAGAGGCGGCCCCGGGAACAGAGCUUUUGAGGGUUUUGACCAGAGAGGGAAACGAGAUUUUGAGAGAGCAAUCAGAACUGAAGACAACAUGGGUGGCUGUGGAAUUCGAACUUGGGGAUCAGGCAAAGAUACCAGUGACGUGGAGCAGACUGCACCAAUGGAAGAGACCACAGCGGUGGAAGAGUCCCCAGGCCCCCUGGAGGAGGAAUCUCCAGCCAAAGUUCCUGAGUUGGAGUUAGAAGAGGAAACUCAAGUUCAAGAGAUGACCCUUGAUGAGUGGAAAAAUCUUCAAGAACAGACAAGACCAAAGCCUGAGUUUAACAUCCGGAAACCUGAGUCCACUGUCCCUUCCAAAGCAGUGGUGAUACACAAGUCCAAAUAUAGAGAUGAUAUGGUAAAGGAUGACUAUGAAGAUGAUGCCCACGUUUUCCGGAAAGCAGCCAAUGACAUCACAUCCCAGCUGGAGAUUAAUUUCGGUAACCUCCCUCGUCCUGGGCGUGGAGCCAGAGGUGGCACACGGGGAGGCCGGGGAAGGAUCAGAAGGGUGGAGAACUACGGACCCAGAGCAGAAGUGGUGACACAAGACGUUGCUCCCAACCCGGAUGACCCUGAGGACUUUCCUGCUCUGGCCUGAGAGAGCCCUAUUUCCCUAGCAAGCUACAACAGCAUUGGCAUACCUAUGAAGAGACUUUUCUUGGUGUGGGGAAGAGAGUCAGACUCUAAGAACAAUAGAUGUUGCUUUUUCCCGUUUA